AUGACAAGAAGAGAACCACUACAAGGAUCUAAAAGAAAAUUAUACAAAUAUUAUGUGAACAAAACUAUAAGAAAAUACUGGUAUAUGAUUGAACAGGAUCCGGAACUUAAAGAAAUUGCAGAAAGAGAACCAAUAAUCACAUAUAGACAAAACAAAACUAUUCAGGAUUAUAUUAACAAGAAAAACAACAUAAAAAGAGGCUAUCUACAUGAGAUACGCAAGUUGAUCACUUGUAAAUCUACCUGUAUCUCAGGCUUGAAGCAAUCAAACUCCAAUCGGACGCGACUGAGCAAGGUUGCUAUACACCUCAGCACAUUUCUUCGAGAAUUAUCCGGAAGGAUUAUUAUAAAGAUGUUUUUGGGAUUCUUCACUUUCUUUUCUAUGGCUGUAUUUGUACAAGGUGAAACAAAAUGCUACGAGAAUUUAGGCUGCUUCUCCAACGAUUACCCGUAUAAGUCAGUGACUCGGCCGGUCUCCAUCUUUCCACAAUCUCCGGAGUCAAUAAACACCCAGUUCUUUCUGUUCACGCAACAAAACACAGACCAAUAUCAGGUCGUCAGCGCUAAAAAUCUCUCCUCCAUUGAACAAUCGAAUUUUGACGGCAGCAGAAACUCUGUGUUCAUCGUCCACGGAUACAGCGAUAGCGGCAGUGAACCCUGGCCUAUGGAAAUGAGUCAGACAAUUGUAAGAAGGGAGAAUGUCAACUGCUUCAAUGUGGACUGGAGCGGAGGAUCCAGCGCAAACUAUUUCCAGGCAAUGAACAACGUCCAGGUUGUUGGGGCAGAAAUUGCCAAUUUUAUCAACACUCUUAUGAAACAUUUUAACUCUUCUCUGUCUGGAAUACACAUGAUCGGUCACAGUCUCGGGGUCCACGCGGUUGGCGAAGCUGGAAAAAGGCGACCGGGGAUUGGGAAAAUAACUUGUCUGGAUGCAGCUCGUCCUGGAUUUGAAGGAGAAUCUAAUGAAGUCACAAUUGAUCCUUCCGAUGCCGAUUUUGUUGUGGCCAUUCACACAGAUGCAGGUGUGAUCGGGCUCGGGAUGACAACAUUAAUUGGUGACAUAGAUUUAUUCCCAAAUGGAGGAAAGCAAAUGACAGGAUGUGCUGGGAGCCAGAUCAUGGACUUAGGGGAAUCUGAGGACUUUGGAGACGGUAACUACACAAAAUAUGACCUAUUAAUUGUGUCCUUAAGGGGACAGUCUUAUGACCACCAUAUACAAGACACAGUUUUUCGAGAUGUUGCUUUGUGUAGUCACGUUGCCGCCUACCGCAUCUUCACAUCAUCCAUCCGCAAUCCUGAGGGCUUUAUGGGUUACUGCGCCUCCACCUACAGCUCAUUCCAGGAGGGCGCUGGAUUCCCCUGUUCCGGUGGCAGCUGCUCCGUAAUGGGCUACUACACCAAACCACCCGGAGAUACGUCAUCCUGCCGGACGUACUACCUGAACACCGGACCGCGACACAAUUAUGAGCGCUGGAGAUACAAUGUGGCUGUGCAGACCAGAGGCACCUACAACUUCAUAGGAUCUAUCACCAUCACUAUGUACAACUCUUCUGAUUCCUCCGAUGAGCACAAAAUACACAGUGGAUCUAUAAAAGGCGGCAUGUCGUACUCCGCGUUUAUUGAUGGCCGCUUCCCUCCACCUAUUGCCCGGGUAACUUUUAGCUAUCCAAAAAUUCUUACUGUAUUAAGUCCAAACCUGUGGGCCGAGUCUGUGACAGUGACGCUGGGGAAUGAUGGAGCUGAGUACACGUUCUGUAGUGAUGAAACUACAAAAGAAAACAACCCCCAGACGCUGACCCCGUGUCCAUAACCCACCCACAUGUCAGAGAGGUGGGCACCACCAAUAAAGUCACAGAAUAAGAACUCA
Hyla sarda is the source of this 1866-nucleotide messenger RNA. RefSeq names its product pancreatic lipase-related protein 2-like. Gene Ontology annotation, biological process: lipid metabolic process. NCBI's taxonomy places the organism in Eukaryota, Metazoa, Chordata, Amphibia, Anura, Hylidae. The record is from RefSeq and is a predicted model, not a curated record. The coding region runs from base 1 to 1809 and encodes 602 amino acids. The transcript is spliced from 15 exons. Gene Ontology annotation, molecular function: triacylglycerol lipase activity; protein binding.